AUGAAGUUUCUACAACAAAAUUCCCUCACACAAACGUCAAUGUCUCAGCCAGACGAGAAUAUCUCCCCGCCACUUCGUCACCCAUAUCUUACUGGCAACUUUGCUCCAAUCCAUCAAAAAACAAAUCUCACUCCAUGCACAUAUAGUGGAUGCAUACCGCCAGAGCUGACUGGUGGUCAGUACGUUCGCAAUGGCGGCAAUCCCGUCAGCCACCAAGACCUUGGCAAAGAUGCCCAUUGGUUUGACGGCGAUGGUAUGCUCUCUGGCAUCGCGUUCCGAAAGACAUCUUCGGAUGAGAAGAUUAUACCAGAAUUUGUCAAUCAGUACAUCUUGACAGAUUUGUACUUAUCCAGAAAGACGACCUCUGUUGUGUCGCCGAUAAUGCCAAGCAUCACGACGCUGGUGAACCCGCUAUCGACCAUGUUUCAGAUCAUGUUGGCGACCUUCAGGACGAUAUUCCUGGUCAUUCUCUCGAACUUACCUGGAUCACAACAAGCCAUCAAGCGCAUCAGUGUUGCCAAUACUGCUGUCCUAUAUCACGAUGGGAGGGCUUUGGCGACAUGCGAAAGUGGGCCUCCUAUGCGGAUACAGCUUCCUUCCCUGGAUACUGUCGGCUGGUUCGACGGUGUCCGAGCUGAGGGAGAGGCCAAGACAUCUUCAGCCAACAAUAGCGACUCUUCGUUCGGUGGGAGCGGGCUGUUCAGCUUCAUGAAGGAAUGGACAACAGGGCAUCCCAAAGUCGACCCCAUUACUGGAGAGAUGCUUCUGUAUCAUAACACUUUUAUGCCCCCAUACGUGCACUACUCAGUACUUCCGAAGAGCAACGCAAAGAAUCUCGGGCACAGACUUGUGAAUCAGCCAGUCUUUGGAGUUUCUGGUGCUCGGAUGAUGCACGACUUUGGAGCGUCUCGAAGUCAUACCAUCAUCAUGGAUCUUCCUCUGAGCCUCGAUCCUCUCAACACGAUGAAAGGGAAAGAGGUUGUAGCAUACGAUCCGACGAAGCCUUCACGGUUUGGCGUGUUCCCGCGGCAUCAACCAUCCAGUGUGCGGUGGUUUCAUACAGCGCCAUGCUGUAUCUUCCAUACUGCAAAUACAUGGGAUUCUCAGUCCAGUGAGGGGGGAAGCCCUGUUAAUCUCCUUGCAUGCCGGAUGACUUCCUCUACGCUAGUAUAUACAGCAGGGAAUGUUCGGCCACCAGUGAGGCUUAAGUCUACUCGAGCACGGGACUGGUCAGAUGACAAGAAGGAAAAGGCCUGCAGCUACAAAGAGGCCCCUGCUCUCGAGUCACCCGGGGAAGCAACUGGUCUGACCGAUUACUUCCCCACUGCAGAGUCCGACGACUACGACCAAUGCCGGCUGUACUAUUACGAAUUUGACAUGGCGACAAGGUCCCAGAACAAAGUCAAAAGCCAGUGGGCUCUUUCGGCCAUACCAUUCGAGUUUCCUUCCGUUCGGCCAGAUCGCGAGAUGCAAGAAGCUCGCUAUAUCUACGGCUGCAGCACAUCAACUUCCUGUUUUGGCGUUGCUCUCGGACGAGCUGAUAAGGUAGAUCUUCUUGUCAAGGUGGAUGCCAAGACCCUCAUCCAACGAGGGAAGAAGAUAAACACAACACCUGUCACUGGGUGCGUCGAUAGACGGUCAGUCAGCGAGAUCCUUGAAGAACAAAAGAAGGAUGAUCCUAUAAACAUAUUCCGACUCCCGCCGAACCACUACGCUCAAGAACCGCGGUUUGUUCCUCGAGAUUCCUCAACUGCGGAGGACGAUGGGUAUCUGCUGUUUUAUGUCUUUGACGAGUCUCAGCUCCUGCCCUCGGGUGAUUGCCCUCCAUCUGCGAUCUCCGAGCUUUGGAUCCUCGAUGCUAAGAACAUGCGUGAUGUGGUGGCCAAGGUAAAGCUGCCGCAAAGAGUACCGUAUGGGUUACACGGAACGUGGUUCUCCAGGAUGGAUAUUAAAGGUCAACGAGCUGUGGAGUCUUUGAGGAGUUUGGAUGAAGUGCAGAGGAAGAAGGAGGAAUGGGUUAAUAGCGGAGGACAAGUACGAAAGGUAUGGAUGGUGUUGAGAGGAAAAUUGGAGAGAGCAGUCGGAUAA
Fusarium oxysporum Fo47 is the source of this 2088-nucleotide messenger RNA. Its product is annotated as carotenoid oxygenase. Gene Ontology annotation, biological process: carotene catabolic process. NCBI's taxonomy places the organism in Eukaryota, Fungi, Ascomycota, Sordariomycetes, Hypocreales, Nectriaceae. Gene Ontology annotation, molecular function: carotenoid dioxygenase activity. The record is from RefSeq and is a predicted model, not a curated record. The transcript has 2 exons. Bases 1 to 2088 code for a protein of 695 amino acids.